Suillus paluster is the source of this 486-nucleotide messenger RNA. Its product is annotated as transcription initiation factor IIA, gamma subunit, helical domain-containing protein. The transcript has 4 exons. Lineage: Eukaryota; Fungi; Basidiomycota; Agaricomycetes; Boletales; Suillaceae. The record is from RefSeq and is a predicted model, not a curated record. Gene Ontology annotation, biological process: RNA polymerase II preinitiation complex assembly; transcription initiation at RNA polymerase II promoter. Bases 112 to 453 code for a protein of 113 amino acids. Gene Ontology annotation, cellular component: transcription factor TFIIA complex. Gene Ontology annotation, molecular function: TBP-class protein binding; RNA polymerase II general transcription initiation factor activity.
GUCACAGCGGCAUUACUCACCAACCAUUGCAGUCAUGGCAGUAAGCGGCUCUUUCUGCCGCCACAUCUUCCUCUACUAUUGCUCUGAAGCCGAGGACUGCUGCACAUUAGCAUGGCGUCAGCAUACUAUGAGUUUUACCGGGGGUCAUCGAUCGGAAUGGCCCUGACAGACUCGCUGGACGAGCUUAUCACGAGCGGCGCUAUCACACCACAAUUGGCCAUGAAAGUUCUUCAACAGUUUGACAAGUCGCUUGCGGAUACGAUGGUCAAGCAGGUGAAAACCAAGACCACCCUCAAGGGCAACCUGCGGACAUACCGCUUGUGCGAUGAUGUAUGGACAUUUAUCGUCAAAAACCCGUCCUUCAAGAUGGAGUCGAACGAAAUGGUAUCUGCGCCUCGCAUAAAAAUAAUUGCGUGCAAAAAUGGAGACGCCAUUGAAGCAGGCAAGAAGUAGUACUAGUAGCACAUAGGCCCUGCUUUAUCUGAC